UUCUGCGCCGUGCCGGAGGAAUUUUACUGCGAAGUUUUGCUCCUGGACGAAUCCAAGUUAACCCUCACCACUCAGCAGCAGGGCAUCAAGAAGUCGACCAAAGGUUCUGUCGUCCUCGGCCACGUGUUCCGGCACGUAAACCUUGCGGAGAUAGAUUACUUUGGGCUGCGUUACUGCGACAGAAGCCAUCAGACGUACUGGCUGGAUCCCGCCAAGACCCUGGCUGAGCACAAAGAACUGAUCAACACUGGACCUCCAUAUACCUUGUAUUUUGGUAUUAAAUUCUAUGCCGAAGAUCCAUGUAAACUUAAAGAAGAAAUAACCAGGUAUCAGUUCUUCCUGCAGGUGAAGCAGGACGUCCUCCAGGGCCGGCUGCCCUGCGCCGUCAGCACCGCCGCCCAGCUGGGAGCCUAUGCCAUCCAGUCGGAGCUGGGCGAUUAUGACCCGUACAAGCACACCACCGGCUACGUGUCCGAGUACCGCUUCGUUCCCGAUCAGAAGGAGGAGCUUGAGGAGGCCAUCGAGAGGAUCCACAAGACUCUCAUGGGUCAAGCUCCCGCUGAGGCCGAGCUGAAUUACUUGAGGACUGCCAGGUCCCUGGAGAUGUAUGGCGUGGACCUCCAUCCUGUCUACGGGGAGAACAAGUCGGAGUAUUUCUUAGGACUAACUCCGGUUGGUGUCGUUGUCUACAAGAAUAAAAAGCAAGUGGGCAAGUACUUCUGGCCUCGGAUUACCAAGGUUCACUUCAAGGAGACUCAGUUUGAACUCAGAGUACUGGGAAAAGACUGCAAUGAGACUUCCUUCUUUUUUGAAGCUCGAAAUAGAAGUGCUUGCAAACACCUGUGGAAGUGCAGUGUAGAACAUCACACGUUUUUUAGAAUGCCAGAAAAUGAGUCAAAUUCAUUGUCAAGAAAACUCAGCAAGUUUGGAUCCAUGAGUUACAAGCACCGGUACAGUGGCAGGACCGCUCUGCAGAUGAGCCGAGACCUCUCCGUUCAGCUCCCCCGGCCGGAUCAGAGUGUGGCAAGAAGUCGAAGCAAGACGUACCCCAAGAGGGCAGCGCAGAGCCAGCCGGCCGGGUUAAACAGCGUAAAUCAGAUAACUGCGAACGUGGAAAAUGGAGACCACGAAGGAACGGCUAAAGUCCUUGCACCCUCCCCGAUGAAAAGCUUUAAGAAAGCAAAGAAUGAAAACAGCCCUGAUACCCAAAGAAGCAAAUCUCACGCGCCGUGGGAAGAGAACGGCCCCCAGAGUGGCCUCUACAACUCCCCCAAUGACCGCACAAAGUCACCAAAGUUCCCCUACACACGUCGCCGAAACCCCUCCUGCGGCAGCGACGACUCCGUGCAGCCGGUGAGGAGAAGGAAGGCCCAUAACAGCGGGGAGGACUCCGACCUAAAGCAGAGGAGGAGGUCGCGCUCCCGCUGCAACACCAGCAGUGGGAGUGAGUCGGAAAACUCCCACAGAGAGCAUCGGAAGAAGAGAAACAGAAUACGGCAGGAGAACGAUAUGGUUGAUUCAGCGCCUCAGUGGGAAGCCGUAUUAAGGAGACAAAAGGAAAAAAACCAAGCGGACCCCAACAACAGGCGAUCCAGACACAGAUCUCGCUCGAGAAGCCCUGACGUCCAGGCUAAAGAAGAGCUGUGGAAACAUAUUCAGAAGGAGCUGGUGGACCCAGCCGGACUCUCAGAAGAGCAGCUGAAAGAGAUCCCAUACACUAAGAUAGAGACUCAAGGCGACCCGAUCCGCAUCAGGCACUCGCACUCGCCGCGCAGCUACCGCCAGUGCCGCAGGUCGCAGUGCUCGGAUGGUGAGCGCUCGGUCCUCUCGGAGGUGAACUCCAAAACGGAUCUCGUACCUCCACUUCCGGUGACGCGGUCCUCGGACGCUCAGGGCUCCGGUGGCUCCACAGUUCACCAGAGAAAAAAUGGAUCUAAAGAUAGCCUGAUUGAAGAAAAGUCUCAGACAUCUACAAGCAGCCUUGCUGGAAAACACACUGCAAAAACAGUAAAAACUCUCCAGGCUUCCCGCCUCAAGACAGAGACUUAACCCUGGUGGAGGGCCAGGGAAGGGGUGCGCAGGUUUGCCACUGGUACUUUUAAACUGUGAAUUAGGGCACUAUUCAGAUAUUUGGGACUCAAGACCCUCUCAACUCCAGGAGAAAGCACUGCUGCUGCUUGUAAAGGUUUAACUACAGUGUUUGUGCUGAAGGGCCUUUCAGCUGUGGAUCGUUUUGUAAAAACCCACUUGACGCCACGUUCCUUCCUGAAACAGGGUAACAGAGGCCAGAUACCAGAGGCCCCAGUGUUCUGGAGCCUGGGCUGCGGCUGGCCGGCUGUGCAGAAGCACCAGUGGGUGUACUCCCAGCGCCAGGCCGCACUCGGCUGGUGGCCAGGUGCACGAGGACAGGCAUCGCUAGACCGCCAUUUCUAUUGUAUAAAUGUCAAGCUCUUUGUAACGCCAGGUUUUGUGGCACUAAGUUCCACUGGUUAUUUACAAAUGACGUAAGAAGCUUUUGUGUUUUAAGUGUUUAA
This is a messenger RNA of Tupaia belangeri chinensis (Chinese tree shrew), 2534 nucleotides long. RefSeq names its product erythrocyte membrane protein band 4.1 like 4A (gene EPB41L4A). Gene Ontology annotation, biological process: actomyosin structure organization. The record is from RefSeq and is a predicted model, not a curated record. Lineage: Eukaryota; Metazoa; Chordata; Mammalia; Scandentia; Tupaiidae. The transcript has 23 exons. The annotation marks the transcript as partial. Gene Ontology annotation, cellular component: cytoskeleton.